This is a messenger RNA of Gadus morhua (Atlantic cod), 1291 nucleotides long. RefSeq names its product lithostathine-1-beta-like. Bases 554 to 964 code for a protein of 136 amino acids. Lineage: Eukaryota; Metazoa; Chordata; Actinopteri; Gadiformes; Gadidae. The record is from RefSeq and is a predicted model, not a curated record. The transcript has 3 exons.
CUGAGUAGGUAUUUUGUUUCUACAGAACCAUGGGGUCCAGUCGUCUCAUCUGCAGUUUCAUUGGUAGGUAUUCCACACAGCACUACUUUUAUCAUUAAGUUAGUUUUAUUAAAUUCAUUUAAAUUAACCAGCCGGAUAAUGGAAAUGGAUGUUUGGUGUUGAUUGUGAUUUUGGGUCUCUGUGAUAUCUCUACUGCAAAGGAUGAAGAAUAAUAGUUACAUUUAUAUUGAAUUGAAUAUUACAAAUUAUGUAUGUAUGUGUGUGUGUUAAUUAGGAGUCAGGAGUCCCCUCUAAUCACUGUUGCAGCUUUCCCUCAACUGCAUCAGCCCCCAAUGUCGUUUUUAUUAUUAUAUUAUAAUUAAUUUAGUAUUUUCUCAUGUACCAUACAAGUAUUUCGAUGUGUUUUUGUAUCGUAGAACGCAACUAAGUAAACUCUGCUCUGUGGUUUCACUCGCUCAAAGCUGUAUCCCUCAUUAAUGUGCCGCUGAGUUCGGGUGCUGGGAGCUGCGUGCCUCUUGGUUCCCCAGAACUGGCCUCCAUCACGAUUCAGGCGAUGGGGAGGAACCUCACACUAGUUGGGAAGCGGCUGUGCUGGUCCGACGCCCUGUUCUACUGCAGAGACCAUCACUGGGACCUGCUGAGCAUCAGGGGCCCAGAGGACCAGGAGAUGGUUGAUGAGCUGGUGGCUGGCGCCCCCUUCCCGCUAACCAGACCACUCUGGGUUGGCCUGCGCAGGUCGAUUCGAGGAAGCUCCUGGUUUUGGAUGUCCGGUGACCCAAUGGACUUCACCCAGUGGGACACAGCCUCACAUCAUUCCAGCCCCUGUGCUGGCGUGUCCAGUGGGGAACCUUCCAAAUGGAGGCAAAGCUCUUGCGAAGAACAUCUUAACUUCAUCUGUUUUACAGGUACUACAGAAGUAGUGAAAAGGUACUUCUCUAGUUCCACAAGAAUUCCAACUUGUUAAAACUAGGCUGGUGUCACUGGGAAUGCAUCUAAUGAUUCACAAGUCCUAAAUCGUGAAGUUUCUGAAUGCUAUGGCUCAGAGGUUUUCUCUGGUUGCUAGCUAGUUCUGCAUUUUGUCCUUAAAGGCAUUGUCAUCAAACUCACGAAAGAUGUCUAUCCCUGGUAUUAGUGCUGUAAUAGCUUGAACAUGUAAAAAAGUUAGUUAUAUAAUCCAUGAACAUCAUUAUAAGCAGGGUUAGUUGUGAUAUUGCAUUAGUCCUUUGAUUCAAAUUGUGGAGAUUGAGUUCAAGAUGGUCAAAAAUCUAAAUAAAAUACCACUCGGCUUUUA